Aegilops tauschii subsp. strangulata is the source of this 986-nucleotide messenger RNA. Its product is annotated as PLASMODESMATA CALLOSE-BINDING PROTEIN 1. NCBI's taxonomy places the organism in Eukaryota, Viridiplantae, Streptophyta, Magnoliopsida, Poales, Poaceae. The record is from RefSeq and is a predicted model, not a curated record.
AGCACAUGGCCGAAGGAAAGCUCACCCCGCACUACUUCUCUGGCGUACGUAGCGCGGCCACACACACACACCAGCAGCUAUCGUCGUCGAACACUGGAGCCAGCCAGCAGAAGAGAGCGCGCACUAGCUCCAACCUCCACGAACACUUCGCCGAUCGUUAUGAUGGCGAGUCCGGCGUUCUUGCUGCUGCUCUUGCUGGCCGUGUCGAUCAGGGGAUCAGAGGCGGAGUGGUGCGUGUGCAGGUCGGACGCGAACGAGACGGCGCUGCAGGAGACGCUGGACUACGCGUGCGGGCAGGGCGCGGACUGCGCGCCGGUGGCCACGGGAGGGAGCUGCCACAGCCCCGACUCGGUGGUGGCGCACUGCUCCUACGCGGUCAACAGCUACUACCAGAGGAGCAGCCAGACCAAGGGCGCCACCUGCGACUUCGGCGGCACCGCCACCCUCUCCUCCGCCGACCCCAGCUCGGGAACCUGCAAGUACCCUGCAACCGCAAGUGCGGCUGGGACGAGCACCGGGAACGGCACAGGGACAGGCUCCGGCGCCGGCACCAACUCGUCUUCCCCGGGCUCGACGAACCCAGCUACGCCCGGCAUGGGAGGGAGCUUCACCACGCCGAUCGGCAGCGCGUCCGGCCCUACGGCGAGCAUCAUAGGCCCCGAGAGCAGCGGUGUCGCUGCCGCUGCGGCCGCUUUCGCUGGCGUCCGUGGCCUCGUCGGCGUCGCCGUGGCCUCCGUCCUCGCUUUCUAGGUGCGGUGUUGAUCAUGAAGCAGCGAGAAACGUAGUGCAUUCUUUUUAAUCAUCUCCAAUUCCUAGUGCGUUGUUGCUUUGGUGGAGACGUGCUGUCGUUCUGCUUUAGUGUUUGUCUGUGUACGCCUUUAAUGCUCUUUUAGUCCAUGUAUAUGGAGUUUUAUUUCUUUGCCUCAUGUCGAUGUCGUAUUUGUGUCCCGUGAAACAAUUUGCAUCAUGGAUGUGAUGUUACUGCA